This is a messenger RNA of Condylura cristata (star-nosed mole), 3535 nucleotides long. It is a transcript of the gene ABCD3, whose product is annotated as ATP-binding cassette, sub-family D (ALD), member 3. Gene Ontology annotation, cellular component: peroxisomal membrane; peroxisome. The record is from RefSeq and is a predicted model, not a curated record. Gene Ontology annotation, biological process: very long-chain fatty acid catabolic process; peroxisome organization; long-chain fatty acid import into peroxisome. NCBI's taxonomy places the organism in Eukaryota, Metazoa, Chordata, Mammalia, Eulipotyphla, Talpidae. The transcript has 23 exons. Gene Ontology annotation, molecular function: ATP hydrolysis activity; ATP binding; ABC-type transporter activity. Bases 89 to 2065 code for a protein of 658 amino acids.
UCCUCUCCUCCCAGUCUCCCCCGCGCUUCCUGCACUAAGGUAGUCGCCGCCGCGUUCCCAUUAUCGGCUCGCUGGCUCAGGCGGUGCCAUGGCGGCCUUCAGCAAGUACCUGACUGCGCGAAACUCCUCGCUGGCGGGGGCCGCGCUCCUGCUGCUCUGCCUGCUCCACAAGCGGCGCCGCGCCCUCGGCCUGCAGGGUAAGAAAAAUGGAAAACAGCCAUUACAGAGUGAGAAAGAGGGGAAGAAAGAGCGAGCUAUGGUGGACAAGGUAUUUUUUUCAAGACUCACACGGAUUCUGAAAAUCAUGGUUCCUAGAACAUUUUGUAAAGAGACAGGUUACUUGAUUCUCAUUGCUGUUAUGCUGGUGUCUCGAACAUACUGUGACGUUUGGAUGAUUCAGAAUGGGACGCUCAUUGAAAGUGGUAUCAUUGGUCGUAGCAGGAAAGAUUUCAAGAGAUACUUAUUCAACUUCAUCGCUGCCAUGCCUCUCAUAUCUCUGGUUAAUAAUUUCUUGAAGUUUGGGUUAAAUGAGCUCAAACUGUGCUUCCGAGUAAGACUAACGAAAUACCUCUAUGAGGAGUAUCUCCAAGCAUUCACGUAUUAUAAAAUGGGAAAUCUGGACAACAGAAUAGCUAAUCCAGACCAGCUGCUCACACAAGAUGUGGAAAAAUUUUGUAACAGUGUAGUUGAUCUGUAUUCGAAUCUUAGUAAGCCAUUUUUAGACAUAGUUUUGUAUAUCUUCAAGUUAACAAGUGCAAUAGGAGCUCAGGGCCCAGCUAGCAUGAUGGCUUACUUGGUCAUGUCUGGGUUGUUCCUAACUCGGCUUAGAAGACCCAUCGGUAAGAUGACAAUAACUGAGCAAAAGUAUGAAGGAGAAUAUAGAUAUGUUAAUUCCCGGCUCAUCACAAACAGUGAAGAAAUUGCCUUUUACAACGGGAAUAAAAGAGAAAAGCAGACGAUCCACUCAGUCUUCCGAAAACUGGUGGAGCACCUACAUAAUUUCAUUUUGUUUCGGUUCUCUAUGGGCUUCAUUGAUAGCAUAAUUGCCAAAUAUCUUGCCACGGUGGUCGGUUACCUAGUUGUCAGUCGGCCCUUCCUAGAUUUGUCUCAUCCUCGACAUCUCAAGAGUACACAUUCGGAACUUCUGGAGGACUACUACCAAAGUGGAAGAAUGCUUUUGCGAAUGUCUCAGGCUCUGGGUCGAAUAGUUUUGGCUGGCCGUGAAAUGACUCGACUGGCUGGUUUCACUGCUCGGAUUACAGAGUUAACGCAAGUUCUAAAGGAUUUAAAUAAUGGCAAAUAUGAACGCACAAUGGUCUCACAACAGGAACGGGGCAUUGAAGGACCACAGACAAUUCCCCUAAUACCUGGUGCCGGAGAAAUCAUCAAUGCAGAUAACAUUAUAAAGUUUGAUCAUGUACCUUUAGCAACGCCAAAUGGAGAUAUCUUGAUCCGAGACCUUAAUUUUGAAGUUCGAUCUGGAGCCAAUGUUCUCAUUUGUGGUCCAAAUGGCUGUGGGAAGAGUUCACUUUUCCGUGUUCUUGGUGAAUUAUGGCCGCUUUUUGGAGGACGUCUUACUAAACCAGAAAGGGGGAAGUUAUUUUAUGUUCCCCAGAGACCGUACAUGACCCUUGGAACUCUACGAGACCAAGUGAUCUAUCCAGAUGGAAAAGAAGAUCAGAAAAGGAAGGGGAUAUCUGACCUUGUACUGAAGGAAUAUUUAGACAAUGUCCAGUUGGGUCAUAUCCUUGAACGUGAAGGAGGCUGGGACAGUGUUCAAGAUUGGAUGGAUGUCCUCAGUGGUGGAGAGAAGCAGAGAAUGGCGAUGGCAAGACUGUUCUACCACAAGCCGCAGUUUGCCAUUCUGGACGAGUGCACGAGCGCAGUGAGCGUGGACGUGGAAGGCUACAUCUACAGCCACUGUCGCAAGGUUGGGAUCACCCUCUUCACGGUGUCACAUAGAAAAUCUCUCUGGAAGCACCAUGAGUACUACCUGCAUAUGGAUGGCAGAGGCAAUUAUGAAUUCAAACAGAUAACAGAAGACACAGUUGAAUUUGGCUCUUAAGAGAACCGGAGAAUUAUACCUAUGGGCUUCAAUGAAAUAAUUACAGAAAACACUUAGAAAUUACAGCAUACAUUGUAAAAUAAAGUUGAGCUUGGUUUUUUUUUUUUAAACAAAGCAACAAAUUAACCAGAUAUAAAAUAAUUGAGAACACGUUGUUUAAAACAUUUAAUAUUAUAUAGGAUAUUGCUAAUUGUGUAUAUGUUGGUUUAAUUAUUAAUAUGUACUAAGAAUGUCCUUAUUCUUGUGGUUAAAAACCUGCCUAAAUUAAAUUGGGCUUAAAUCAGUGUAACCUAAUUCAUCCUGGGAUGUAAACCAUUUGAAGUCAGCUAAUUUGACUUUUAUGGCUCUCUUUUCCUUCAAUGAAGAACCCUAUUUAAAUCUGGGGUCAUCACUUGUCCUGUUCUCACAAGAUAGUCUGAGUUUCAUUUUCUCAUCCCUCAUGAUUGUGGGAAACAAACAAAUCAUAGGGUAUUACAGAACUAGAAUCCAUCACUGCAUAGCAGUCGUGCUUACUCCACAGUGGCAGGUUCCUUGACCUGCCAAAAUCAUCUCCUUGUCCGUGUCCUGGGGUACAUUUGACUCCAGGAAAAGCCAUUUGGAUUUUCGUAGGCUAAGUAAUGAACGUGCCCCUCUUAAUUUUUGCAGUAUUGAGCUGUUUUGGGGGGGUUCUCCGUAUUGGGGUAAUACAGGUACAUUUGCAGUCCUGCUUACCAGAAGGGUGGUUACGGCGUUUCACACCGAGUCUUCCUGAUGUUUGGGAUAUUAAAACACAAAGUCACAUGCCAAGCUCAAGGUCUAACAGGAUUUUUAAUAUUUUUAAAAGAAUUGGACGGAUUUGUGUCCGCUGGAAGCCCUCUCAUUACAUGUGUGGUUACGUGGUGGUCAACUCCAGACGAGCCGCAGGAAUGCACUACAUGAAGAAAUGCACUGAGUAUGCAGCGUCAUCUCUGUCUUGGACUGCGAUUUUAUGUUGAAGGCCACCUUUUGAAAUUAUUCUCACAAGUGAAUUAUGUUUCCUAGGCACUGGUUUAUCUCUGAAUCUUUAAUAACUUUUUUAUAUUUGGGUUAUUAUGUUCAAAAUGCUAAGAUAAAUCUGUUUCACCUUACCAAGCCACUGUUAAUGACUACAUGUGUUAUUUGCACAGGGAGAACUGAAACUGAAUAUAUCAAUAAGCUAGAUAUGAAAUCAGUUUUUAUCAAACCUAAGGUUCAGAAAGGGGCAUUUUAUAUUCUUGUUUCUGCAUAAAUGGUCUUUUUUUUUUUUUUUUUGCGGAACUAACUUUAAAAAUCACUGGCUACCGAAGUAAAACUUGAUGUACUGAUUCCAUAAUGCAUAACAUUGAAUUUUUACAAACACUUCUCUUUAGCAAACUUGUAUACUUAACCUAUUUUCUGUUCAGAUUAAAAAAAAAAUCAGAUAUCCUAUACAACCUUUGCUUGUUUUUAUUCUAGUAUCUGAAUACUGCUAGU